AUGCAGCACCUCACCCUCACCACGCUCCUCCUCUCCCUCUCCGGCUCGCUUACCGCCGCCUGGAAUGUGACUGCCUAUCGCAACAACGACUGUACAGGACAGUUGACCUCCCUCGGCGGGAAUCAGAGCUAUGGCUGUUAUUUCCUGCCCACCAGCGAGCCGAUCAAGUCCUUCGGGGUAGAAAAUCUCCCAGAAGGAUGGAGAUUUAUCGGAUCGAGCGGUCCUGCCUGUGACACCUGGCAUCAGAGUGGAGAGAAUGGGUGCUUUACUCAAAGCCAGGGAUUCCAGUCCUUUCAGUUGAUCGGACCUUCCAACUGA
Molecule: messenger RNA, 318 nt
Organism: Aspergillus clavatus NRRL 1
Lineage: Eukaryota; Fungi; Ascomycota; Eurotiomycetes; Eurotiales; Aspergillaceae
Exons: 1
Coding region: 1-318 (105 amino acids)
Source: RefSeq, a predicted model, not a curated record